AAAACGUUCAGUGGCAGUACGGUUUGAAGCUCCCCCAAGUUCACAUCUUUCGCUGUCUUCCAUGGCGAGCCGGGAAUAGAGCAACUACUUUAAAUUCAAUUUAAUCUUUCUACUGAUCGUGAUUGAACCUAUUAACGGAACUGCGCCUUCUCAUUUAGCGACUUGCAAUGGAAAUGGUGGAAACUAAUGCAGUGAACGUGGAAGUGAACGCUACGACGGAAAAGACGCCUCAGAAAAGAGGCGCCGACAUCAACUAUGGAAUCGACGAUGCUCCACCGUGGUAUCUUAGUAUCUUUAUGGCUUUGCAGCAUUACCUCACGAUGAUCGGCGCUAUUGUAUCGAUACCAUUCAUACUUACACCUGCCCUAUGCAUGGAAGAUGAAGAUCCUUCGCGGGGAAUAAUUAUUUCCACUAUGAUUUUUGUGACCGGGUUGGUGACGUAUAUUCAAGCUACCUGGGGGUGCCGACUUCCUAUCGUUCAGGGAGGCACCAUUUCUUUCCUAGUGCCCACUUUGGCUAUCCUGAACUUACCGCAGUGGCAAUGCCCCGCAAAAGACGUAAUCGCUGCCAUGGAUCCGGAGGAAAAAAGUGAACUCUGGCAAAUCAGGAUGCGAGAACUUUCCGGAGCUAUCGCAGUCUCAGCACUGUUCCAAGUUAUCAUAGGAUACACUGGACUUGUAGGGAAACUUUUGAAAAUCAUCACCCCGUUGACCAUUGUUCCUACUGUAUCUUUGGUCGGCUUGACCUUAUUCUCACACGCAAGUGAAACUGCUUCAAAGCACUGGGGCAUAGCAGCAGGAACAAUUCUCCUAAUGACCCUAUUUUCCCAGGCCAUGACCAACGUUCAAAUACCAACUCUCAAAUACCGUAAAUCACAUGGUGUAGAAAUUGGCUGGUUUCCACUAUUCAAGCUGUUUCCAGUACUGCUGACAAUCAUCAUCAUGUGGUCAUUGUGUGCAGUGCUCACUGCAACCAACAUCUUCCCAGAGGGCCAUCCAGCACGCACAGAUGUUCGACUUCGAGUUCUCCAAGAUGCAGCAUGGUUCCGUAUUCCAUAUCCAGGCCAGUUCGGAGCACCAACGGUCACGUUGGCAGGUGUAUUGGGUAUGCUUGCAGGGGUGUUGGCCUGCACGGUAGAAUCCAUCAGCUACUAUCCAACUGUAUCGCAGAUGUGCGGCGCUCCACCACCUCCACUUCAUGCCAUAAAUCGGGGCAUCGGGAUGGAGGGUCUAGGAACAAUAUUGGCAGGUUUGUGGGGAUCCGGUAAUGGAACCAACACAUUUGGUGAAAACGUUGGGGCCAUUGGUGUCACAAAAGUAGGCAGUAGGCGCGUCAUCCAAUGGGCUGCUAUGAUCAUGAUUCUUCAAGGUGUUCUGAACAAAUUUGGAGCCGCAUUCAUCAUGAUUCCAGAUCCAGUUGUUGGAGGAAUAUUCUGUGUUAUGUUCGGAAUGAUUGCAGCAUUCGGUCUAUCUGCCUUACAAUACGUUGAUCUACGCUCGGCGCGAAACCUAUACAUACUGGGAUUGUCGAUCUUUUUCCCUUUAGUAUUAUGCUUAUGGCUUAAAGACCAUCCAGAUUUUAUUCAGACCGGAAAUCAAACGUUAGACUCAACGCUAUCAGUACUGCUCGGAACGAGUAUCCUCGUGGGCGGUUGCUUAGGAUGCAUUCUUGAUAAUCUUAUACCUGGUACCCAAGAGGAGCGGGGCUUAAAAGCGUGGGGCAAUGAGAUGGCGCUCAAUGUCGAAGACAUAGUCAACGAUGGAACGCAGUCUACAUUCGAUUUCCCUUAUGGAAUGAAAUUGUUAAAAAGCUGGAAAUGGACUAGGCAUGUGCCAUUCUUACCGACUUACAAGAUGAAAUUGUAGGUUUAUAAAAAGAAUAAUCUACCUAAUACAUAUAAUAGGGUAUAAUACUUAUCAUGAAUCUUAUGUAUUGAGCUUUAUAAGAAUCAGUCAAAUAUAGCGGCAAUUAGUUUAUAACGAACAAACCAAAACAUGUAUAUACUAAUAAACGUAUUCUAGAAUUGAUUUUAUCUCGUUUAUCAGGGUUCCAUAACUUUUCUUUAAAAUAUCCAUAUUUCAUAUCGAUUGCUAAAUCCAACGAGGUUCGCGUGACUAACAUAACAUCUAGGUUACUAAGACCUGACAGCCAAAAUACCGGUACUACAAGUGUCAAACAGAUGUUGGUGAUGAAACCAAACAUGCACUACAACAUGAUCCAUAAAUUAUGACCAAUUGAAGCUUGUUGAAGGGGGGUCCCGUAGCGUAGUUGGCUACACGUUCGCCUCAUAAGCGGACGGUCAUGGGUUCGAUUCCCAGCCCCUUCACCAAGCCCUUGUCAGUUGCCGGAGUUGCAGCCCAAACGGUUGCGUUUUGGGGUGCGCGUCCUACCGACACGGCUGCCCAAUGACGACUGACAAAUUGUUCUUCUCGGAGGCAUUCCUCCAACGUAACCGGAUAAACGGCAACCGAACAAUGCAUCGAGCAAUUGGAUUCACGAUAUGGACAAAUGGACACAAUGGACUCACGAUGAGAUGGACCCGGCAAUGAUAACAAUAACGAAUGUCUAAAAAUAGAUUCUGUGUGGAUUCUGUACAGCAGAAUACCACAGUAGAUCACGGCACAGUAGCGGUUAAGAAACACAGAGUGCCUACCAAAUAAAGAAACGAAUUAAAAAAAAAAAGAAGCUUGUUGAAGCAUAAUUUGGCAAAAUAAUGUAAAUAUGAUUACAGCGCCACUAACUGCAGGAUUUUACAAAGAAAUUAUUUGGAAAAUUACUGAUUUAGAAUGAUAUGAAGAUAAAGGACCCUAUAGGGUCAAACACUUGACAAAUAAAAUGACAGAAAAUAUGUAAGACCCGAGCGUGUACGUACACGCACAUUUCACUCACACUUUUACUCAAUUUAUUUGGAACCACGAGCAGCUGUCGCAGCAUAAUCAAAUGGGAUUAUUUGCAACCACGAACCGUGCGUUCGUCUUGGUGAGAAAUGUCGGCGAGACCCUAAUAGUGCUUAGUAAGCGUCCUAAGCGAGGUGUCGCUUCUUGAAAUCCUUCUAAAUUGAGAAAUAAUAAACCAAUUUAGGAAUAAUACUCUCUGUGACAACUCUAUGUGUGUGUUUAAUUUGAAAAAAGUAUUGGAGGUAACCACUUUCAUUCGAUGGGACUCGAACCCAUGACCCUCAGAGUACGCUAGACUGAUGGCGCUUUUACCCAAUUAAGCUACAAAGGACCUCCGUCGGCCUUCGCAGCUUAACGACUAUACUGAAUGAUCCAACAGCUGAUUUAAACGGGAAUGUAUGCAGUGUUUAUUUCGAUCGUUUUAGCUUAUAGCUAGUUUUACAUGUUAAGGGCCGAUGCCCACGUAGCGUUUUUUCAACGCAACGUGCACGCAGCGGUGAAAUAACGCAGGUGGUCGUCACCGCUUUUUCCCGACACGAUGUGCGGGCACAGUUGAAAAGACGCUACGUGGGCAUCGAGCCUAAGUGCUCGGCUGCAUAGCCCUUUGGAGAUUUGAAUUCUAGAUGAUAUUUUAUAGUAAUAUGAUGUUUGUUUAAAUUAAAUUUGGCAUGUUACCUUUGAGUAGGCCAUGAUUGAUUUGUAAAUUUGAUAACCUAACUACUAUGUACACUAAUUUUUACAAUAAUAAUUUGAUAUUACGGAGAAAAAGAAAAAUUUGGAAGGCUACGCGGAAAUAACGCGCAGGGGGCAUUCUCCGCAUAGAACAAAUCAUACAUAUUGUGCGUUGAGGGGAGUCCCGUAGCGUAGUUAUCUACACGUUUGCCUUACAAGCGAAUGGUUCGAAUGGGUUCGAUUCCCAGCCCCUCCACCAAACCUUCGUCAGUCGCCGGAUGCGCAGCCUAUACGGUGUCGUAUUGGAAAGUGCCAUUACAGUUACGACUGCCUGAUGACGACUGACAAAUUGUUCUUCUCGGAGGCAUUCCUCCGCAACGUACCCGGAUAAAUGGAAACCGAACAAUGCGCAACGAUCAUUGGAUUCACGACGCGGACAGAUGGACACAAUAGACUCACGAAGAGAUGGACCAGCAACGAUAACAACAAUGAAUAAUGGAAAGUCUAAAAAUAGAUUCUGUGUGGAUUCUGGCAGCAGAAUACCACAGUAGAUCUCGGCACAGUAUCGGUUAAGUAACACAGAGUGCCUACCAAAUAAAGAAAGGAAUAAAAAAAAUAGUGUGCGUUGAAUUGAAUUCAAUCAAUUGUCGUUAAGUCCUGUGUACAUAAACAUGUAAUAAAUCCUUAUUCCAACACCAAAGACUAAAUAUUUAGUAUU
Messenger RNA from Armigeres subalbatus, 4287 nucleotides. RefSeq names its product solute carrier family 23 member 2. Gene Ontology annotation, molecular function: transmembrane transporter activity. The transcript is spliced from 4 exons. Lineage: Eukaryota; Metazoa; Arthropoda; Insecta; Diptera; Culicidae. Gene Ontology annotation, biological process: transmembrane transport. The coding region runs from base 168 to 1865 and encodes 565 amino acids. Gene Ontology annotation, cellular component: membrane. The record is from RefSeq and is a predicted model, not a curated record.